Molecule: messenger RNA, 3360 nt
Organism: Chilo suppressalis (striped riceborer)
Lineage: Eukaryota; Metazoa; Arthropoda; Insecta; Lepidoptera; Crambidae
Source: the annotation of a GenBank genome assembly
UGAUAAGAUACUGCUAUUUUUUUGCCGAAAAAAUUUGAUAACGAUAUUUUUUAUUAAAUGGUAAAUGAUGCAGAUUGGCAUCAUUUGGUGUAGUGACAUGAUGGCGCACCAAUGGGUCCUCACAUUGGUGUUGAUCGCCACAAUUCAGGGUGUGUUUCCCCUGAGUCCUAUACCGGUUCCUGAUCAGGAAUGGGAACAAUUCAACGAGUUGUUGAGGAAUCCAGCAUACAGGCUUCCCGGAACAACAGUCCCGAGACACUAUGAGCUCUUCUUGAGUCCAAACUUCGACACAGGAGACGAUAGAGCUUUUACCUUUGAAGGACUUGUUAAAAUCUACAUUCAAGCAAAAGCCGAAUCUUUGAAUGAAAUCGUCAUGCAUUGCAAUGAUCUCAAUAUAAAUAGUGCCUCUGUUCAGUACACAAACAGUAGUGAUAAUGUGAUUUAUCAGAUUCAGUCACCCGAGCAAGACUUGAAUUGCACAGAGCCUUACAGUUUCUUAACAAUAUCUACAUCAGAAGUUCUGCAACUCGACGUGGAAUACGAAGUGAUCAUGGAAUUCACUGGUCGCCUUCAAAGUAACAUGAGAGGGUUUUACAGAAGUUGGUAUAAUGACGACACUGGUAGGAGAUGGAUGGCCACAACCCAAUUCCAGCCGAGUCACGCUAGGCAAGCGUUCCCUUGCUACGAUGAACCUGGUUUCAAAGCAACCUUUGACAUCACUAUCAGUAGGGAACCUGACUUCAGCCCAACGAUUUCCAAUAUGCCAAUACAGUAUACUACAAACAACACUGACGAAGGUCGCGUUUCUGAAACUUUCUACACAACGCCGUCAACAUCUACGUAUCUGCUGGCGUUUAUAGUAUCUCACUAUGACAGAAUUGAAAACAAAGAUGAUGACGGCAGGCCAUUUGCAGUAUAUGCUAGAAACAAUGCGGGUAGUACUGGUGCUUGGGCUCAAGAUGUUGGUAUUAGGCUACUUAGAGCGAUGGAAGAUUACACGCAAAUACCUUAUUAUACAAUGGCCAGUAACAUGGACAUGAAACAGGCUGCCAUCCCUGAUUUUUCAGCUGGUGCUAUGGAAAACUGGGGCCUUCUUACCUACAGGGAAGCUUUAAUUCUCUACGACCCCCUAAACUCGAAUCAUUUCUACAAACAACGUGUUGCCAACAUCGUGUCCCACGAAAUCGCCCACAUGUGGUUUGGUAAUCUAGUCACUUGCGCCUGGUGGGACAACCUGUGGUUAAAUGAAGGUUUCGCUAGAUUCUAUCAAUAUUAUUUGACUGCCAAGGUUGCACCCGAGUUGGAUUACGAAACACGUUUUGUAAGUGAGCAGUUUUUCCAAGCUAUGACUGCAGACUCGGUGGAUAGCGCACAUGCACUAACAAAUCCUAGUGUCAACAGUCCAUCAACUGUUAGUGCACAUUUUUCAGCAAUCACUUACGCCAGAGGAGCAUGCAUUUUGAGAAUGACUCAGCAUCUACUGUCUGAGGCAACUUAUGUUAAAGGUCUUCGAAGCUAUUUGAACGAUAGAAAAUUUGAUGUAGCUGAACCGCAUCAUUUAUUUGAAGCAUUAGAUGCUGCUGCGGCAAAUGACAGUGCCUUAGCUGACUACGAUGGUAUAACUAUAGAUCGAUACUUUAGAUCCUGGUCAGAAAAAGCAGGACACCCUUUGUUGACCGUUACCAUUGACCAAGAAACUGGAUUAAUGACAGUAAAGCAGUCUCGCUGGGAACGAACAAAUGGAACUUCUCAAUAUCCCUCUUUGUGGGAUAUUCCUAUCACUUGGACUAGAGGAAGUGUAGCAGUAAUCGACUUCAAUAAUCUGAAACCUUCUCAGAUUAUAACAAGUGAAACAACAGUUAUCGACCGAGGGUCCACGCAACUGCAAUGGGUUAUAUUCAAUAAGCAAGCAUCAGGUUUCUAUAGAGUGAACUACGAUCGAACCAACUGGGUUCUCCUCACAAGAGCUCUAAGAUCUAACGUUAAUGACAUUCAUGAAUACAAUCGUGCGCAGAUUAUCGACGACACGUCCAAUUUUGGUAGAGCGAAUGUAAUGAGUUACGAAACAGUGUUCAAUAUUAUUUCAUUCCUUGAGUUUGAUGAUAAAUACGCACCAUGGAUGGCCGCCAUUGAUGCAUUUAACUUCCUUAUUAGAAGGCUGGCUCAUGAUGAAACAAACUUAAAUCGUUUACAGAACUUGAUCAUCGACUGGAGUAAAUCAGUAACUGAGCGUUUAGGAUUCAUAGAUAACGAAGACGAUCCAUUUAUGGAUGGUUUAUUAAGGAUGAAUGUUAUGCAAUUCCUCUGUAAUAUUGGACAUGAAGAUUGCGUAAGAGUUGGCAGAAAUACAUUUGCGGCAUGGAAAGAAAACCAAACACACGUGCCCGCUAAUAUGCGUCCAUGGGUCUAUUGCGUUGGUCUCCGCGAAGGUGGAGCUGCUGAUUUUGAAUACUUUUGGAACCAGUAUUUAGUUGAAGAUCUAGCCAGUGAACAAGUGGUUAUGAUUCAAGCUGCGGGUUGCACUACUGACAAAAAUAGCCUAGAAGAGUUCUUAAAUGCAAUUGUAAAUGAAUCAGAAAUCGUAAGACCCCAAGAUCGUAACACGGCUCUCAAUUCAGCAGUCUCACGAAACGAAAUCAAUACGCAAAUAGUUUUUGAAUGGCUUAAGAAUAAUAUUCAGAGGGUAAUUAAUAUUUUUGGCAGCGUCCAGACUCCUCUCAGCUAUAUUGCACCUCGCCUCCUAACUGAAGCUGAUAUUAAUGAGUUUGAAACGUGGUUGCAACAGAACCGAGAAAUAAUUGGUGACGCAUCAUUUACAACCGGCACAAAUGGAGUGGCCAAUGCCAGAAGUAAUCUUGCGUGGUCAGAGCAGCGGACUCCUGAACUCGUAGAAUUUUUCGAAAAUGGCUACGUGGAAGAAGAAAUAGAUGAGCCUUCUGCUAAUACUACUACUACAGAAGAGCCCUCUACUAAUAAUACUACUACAGCAGAACCUAUUACAGAAGAGCCCCCUACUAAUAAUACUACUACAGCAGAACCUAUUACAGAAGAGCCCCCUACUAAUAAUACUACUACAGAAGAGCCCCCUACUAAUAAUACUACUACAGAAGAACCCAUUACAGAAGCACCCUCUACUAACCCACCUACUACAGAGGAACCUAUUACAGAAGCACCCUCUACUCACCCACCUACUACUGAACCCGCUACUAAUGAGCCAACAACAGAAGUACCCACUACAGUUGAAGAUGACGAUGGUGGUGCGGCAACCAUAGCUUUGAGUUUUGCAGCCCUUACAGCUUCAAUAGCAAUUACAUUUCUUAACUAACUUAUGUAUUUAAUAAAUAAUUUAUUGAGAGUAAA